AUAAAUAAACAUAAGUUGGUAGUGAUUGCCAUUGAGAUCACUUAAAUUUUUAAUCAAUGAUAUCCUUUUUUACGAACUUUUUUCUCAAUUUCCUACUAGACAUUUAAAGAUUAUUUUAAAGUUGAAUUGUAACGAAUAUUGCAUUGAAAAAAAAAAUAGUAGCAAGUAUUUUGCAAAGUCUUUCAUACCUUUUCGUGUGCCUUUGUGUAUGCAAAUACAUACACACAUGUAUACAUAAUAACAAUUAGAGACAAUUUAAAGACCGCAUUAUAAUUACGGCAACUACUCUCUUUCACAGUUUGCAUUGAUAAGCCCAAUGCCAUACAAGAGCAACAAGAAAACAGGUGCGGUGCUCAGAGUUGACUGAAUUUCCACUCAAGAGAUUGAGUAUUUUUGUUCAUAAACGCUUUACAAGGAAAACAAUUGUAAAUCUGCCUCAGUAUUUCAUUUGCAAAAAAACAAAGAAAAAUAAAAUACACAAGUCUGUUGUCUACGUAAAUUGACUUAAUAGCCUCGCGGAACGACCACUGGAUUGCUGUUGUUAUCAGCAUCGCUAUGUAUGCAAAUAUGUAUAUGUAUACAAUUUUUUGUCAAUUUAUUACUGAUAAACAUUAGGCAAAAAAACAGCAAUAGGCAGUCAAUCGAAAAGCUGAAGCUCCCAAUUAAUUCAGAUUGUGACCGCCAGUGUUGCUGACAAGUUGUCGAGUUGUUAAGCCAAGACGCAAAUUCUGAUACACUGUAAACCUAAAUUUUCAAAUACCUAAAACUGGUUCAUUCAAAAUUUAACAUAGUUGCGGUUAUCUAGUAAAGAUUCUUGAUACCACUUGAUGAUCAUGUCCGUUGCGGCCAAUACGUAUUUUGUUGGUGUCGAUGUUGGCACGGGAAGUGCCCGUGCGGCGCUGGUCGAUGUGAAAGGCACUGUGCUGAAGCAGUGUGUGAAGGCAAUAAAAACUUGGAAUCCCGAGAGCGAUCACUACGAGCAAUCGUCUGAGGAUAUUUGGCGCUCGGUGUGUCAUUGUGUGAAGGAAGUCACCAGCGAUACCAACAAGGCAUAUAUAAAAUCAAUUUCUUUCGACGCCACAUGCUCUUUGGUCGUGUUGGGCACAAAUGGCAAGCCGCUAACGGUAAGCAAUACCUUUAACAGUGAGCAGAAUAUAAUACUGUGGAUGGAUCAUCGUGCUCAAGCUGAAGCCGCACUUAUUAACGCAACCAAGCAUGAUCUGCUGAAGUACGUCGGUGGCCAAGUAUCGCUGGAGAUGGAAAUACCUAAGUUGCUGUGGCUGAAGAAAAACCUACAACAUACUUGGGCGAAAAUUUGGCGUGCAUUCGACUUGCCUGACUAUUUAACAUGGCGCAGUACAGGCGUGGAUACACGCUCACUUUGUUCGGUGGUCUGCAAAUGGAAUUACGAUGCCAUGAAUAUGCGUUGGAGCGCAGAGUUUUUGAAACAAAUCGGUUUGGACGAUUUAUGCAAUAAUAAUUUUGAAAUCAUUGGCGAACGCGUUUAUGAGCCGGGUGUGGCGGUGGGCGAUGGCUUAACGAAUGAAGCCGCCGAAGAGUUAUCGCUACUGCCUGGUACAAUUGUCGGCACAUCGCUGAUUGAUGCGCACGCCGGCGCUUUGGGUAUGUUCGGUUGUCGUGCCGCGUUAGAAGCAACAGAUAAACAGCUCACAGCAUCACUUGAAAAUCUGCAGGGCAAAUUGGCACUUAUUUGUGGCACAUCCACAUGUCAUAUGAGUUUGACACGGGAGCCGUGCAUGGCCCAAGGUGUGUGGGGUCCUUACAAGGGUGCCAUACUACCGAAUUACUUCCUCAAUGAAGGUGGACAAAGUGCUGCUGGUAUAUUGCUGGAUUUUGUGGUUAAAGGACAUUCACAAUAUGCCGCCAUACAGGCGAAACUGGGUAAAAAUGAGCACAUCUAUACAUAUUUAAAUAAUCUCUUGGAGAAAAUGGCUAAAGAACGCAAAUAUGAAGACAUUUGCUACUUAACAAAAGAUCUGCAUGUUUGGCCCGAUUUUCACGGUAAUCGUUCGCCUAUUGCCGAUCCGAAUUUACGUGGAAUGAUCUCAGGCCUCAAUAUGAAUGCCGAUGAAGAGUCGUUGGCUCUCUUGUAUUUGGCUUUUGUACAAGCUUUGGCGCAUGGCACCCGUCACAUUAUUGAUAACCUCGUCGAAAAAUACAAACGUGUGCCCUACAAUAGUAUGUUGUUUUGCGGCGGCUUAGCUAAGAACAGUGUGUAUGUGCAAGCCCAUGCUGAUAUCUGCCAACUGCCAGCUGUGAUACCUGACGAGCAAGAAAUGGUUUUGGUCGGUUCAGCAAUGUUGGGAGCAUGCGCUGCAAAUACUUUUGGUAGUCUAGAGGCCACCUCCAAAGCAAUGGGCGGCACUGGUGUACUGUUAAAACCAAAAAGUUCUACGAAAGAUUUUCAUAAUCGCAAAUAUCGUGUUUUCCAACGAAUGCUUGAAGAUCAGCGUAAAUAUAAGGGAAUUAUGGAAGAUACAAAAUAGCAUAUCUAUGUAUGUACAUACAUAGGUAUGUUCCAAUGUUUUUUAAGUUUAGGAAAUUAUCUAAUGAUACUUUAUUGUUACGUGUUUUGGCUUGAAAUUUUCAAUGACUUUUUGUAGAUUACAAUGAACUUUACAUUCAAUAUAUUUAGUUAAUUAAUGUAAAUAAUAAAUUAUGCGUUGUUUUAUAUUUUGGUAGCCUACUGCGCGUAACCGCACUUAAUAUUACAAAUAGAUUUUUAAUGUAUUUAUUUAAGUAAACAAGUUAUGUGGUAUACGAAC
Messenger RNA from Rhagoletis zephyria (snowberry fruit fly), 2786 nucleotides. RefSeq names its product FGGY carbohydrate kinase domain-containing protein. Gene Ontology annotation, cellular component: cytoplasm. Gene Ontology annotation, biological process: carbohydrate phosphorylation; pentose metabolic process. NCBI's taxonomy places the organism in Eukaryota, Metazoa, Arthropoda, Insecta, Diptera, Tephritidae. The record is from RefSeq and is a predicted model, not a curated record. Gene Ontology annotation, molecular function: D-ribulokinase activity.